Poecilia reticulata (guppy) is the source of this 2383-nucleotide messenger RNA. It is a transcript of the gene hs6st3b, whose product is annotated as heparan sulfate 6-O-sulfotransferase 3b. Gene Ontology annotation, molecular function: heparan sulfate 6-sulfotransferase activity. Lineage: Eukaryota; Metazoa; Chordata; Actinopteri; Cyprinodontiformes; Poeciliidae. The record is from RefSeq and is a predicted model, not a curated record. Gene Ontology annotation, cellular component: membrane.
AGAACUGAGCCUGUAAAGGUGAAAGAGAGUGAAGCUAAAAAAAAAAAAAUUUAAAAAAAAAACUCUCUCUGAUCUCUUUGUUUCUUUAUUUUUCUUACCCCCCACCCCCAUUUCAUCGGAGUGGUCGGAGCAGAUGCAGCUUCACGGCGGCUUCAGAAGUUGGACAGCCACAGAUUUGCAUGCCAUGACUCUUGAAUCUGGACAUUCCCAAGGCAGCGCAGCGCAGACGGCGUGGAUCAUUUUAAAAGACAUUUCGUCUGUCCACAUCACGCGUGUCAGGAGGGAGAUCAACAUGUGGCGCUUUAAAUAAUAACAACAAUUUAAAAAAAAAAAAAAAAUGAAAUGAAGGAAUACUGAUCUCCGGGUGAUACCUGUUAUUUACAGUAAUGGAAUGAAGACACUAUCCUGAGAUAUAAUGGAUGAGAGAUCCAGCAAGCUCAUCUUGGUUCCCAUCUUGGCAGUCCUUUUUGUUAUGAUAGGUUAUCAGUACAUUUGUCCAGCGGGCAGCAAUUCGUGCCACUUUAAGUCCGAGGAGAGAUUCAGAGGGGUGAGCCUGCUUUCUUCCCCGUAUCAGGACGCCGAUGACUUCUACCGAGAUUCCGACCUGGACGAUGACGGUCCGCCGAAGCUGCCGUCCAAAUUCAACUUCACCGAGAGAGACCUGGACAGACACGUGGAGUUCAACAUCAAAGGGGACGACGUGAUCGUGUUCCUGCACAUCCAGAAAACCGGCGGGACCACUUUCGGCAGGCAUCUGGUGAGGAAUAUUCGUUUGGAGCAGCCGUGCGACUGCAAGCCCGGCCAGAAGAAGUGCACCUGCCACCGGCCGGGCAAAGAGGAGUCCUGGCUCUUCUCCCGGUUCUCCACGGGCUGGAGCUGCGGGCUGCACGCGGACUGGACCGAGCUGACGAACUGCGUUCCGGUCGUAAUGGAUAAGAAGGAGGCCCAGAGGAAUAAAAGGAACUUYUACUACAUCACCAUGCUGCGAGACCCAGUCUCCCGCUACCUGAGCGAGUGGAAACAUGUCCAGAGAGGAGCCACGUGGAAGACGGCUCUCCAUAUGUGCGAUGGACGCUCACCCACCCAAGACGAGCUGCCCACCUGCUAUAGCGGUGACGACUGGUCCGGAGUCACCCUGAAAGAGUUCAUGAACUGUCAGUCAAACCUGGCCAACAACCGCCAAGUCCGCAUGCUGGCUGACCUGAGCCUGGUGGGCUGCUACAACAUGUCCUCGAUGAACGAGAGCCAGCGCAACCACAUCCUUUUGAGCAGCGCCAUGAGCAACCUGAAGAACAUGGCUUUCUACGGUCUGACUGAGUUCCAGCGCAAGACGCAGUACCUGUUUGAGCGGACGUUCAGCCUGCGCUUCAUCUCCGCCUUCACGCAGAUCAACAGCACGCGGGCGGCCAACGUGGACCUGAGCGAGGCCGUGCGCAGGCGCAUCGAGGAGCUCAACUUCCUGGAUGUUCAGCUGUACGAGUACGCAAAGGACCUGUUCCUCCAGCGGUUCCAGUACACCCGGCAGAGGGAGCACCAAGAGGUGCGAUUGAAGAGGCGCGAGGAGAGACGCUGGUUGAGGGAGCAAAGGGACCAGGGCAGACCAUGGCCGUCCAAACACAAAGGAAGCGGGAAGGGAGACGGAGGCGUAUUUGAGAAGGAAACUGAAAACGACCUGCCCACCACCACUGAGGACUAUACAAGCCAAGUGGCACGUUGACUUAUGACAAAACACCAGGACGCAUAGCUCAUGCAGCGGGAGGGGUUUCACAGGAGCUCAUUUCAGUGGAUCUUGUGGAUCUUGAAGGGUCUCUGCGAAAACGGAUGUCCCACCUUCACAGAUGUCAACCACGUGACCGCACUUCGACUGUUUGACCACACUGGGCCCUUUAAUUAAAGAACAGAUGGUUACAUGUCACAGAAACACAGCAUAUUUAGAACUGCAGAGAGUUUCAGAAUAUGAAUUUUUACACUUAAAUAAGCUCAGGCUGAUUUAAUAAAAAUCUCGGCUAAGUCACUGAAAUCAACAUGUCUUUCUUGAAUAACUUUCUGACCACCAGUAUUUUGGUGCUGGAUUUUUUUGAAUUUGGAAAUCCUAACUCCAAAAUGGACAUCCUUCUGAUAUUUAUUUCUUAUUCUGUUUUUGAUGUGACUUUAGUGAGAGGCAUGAAAAGGCUCUUUCAUGGAUCUGAUUCUAGUUCUGUCACUCAAAAUAUUGCCCAUUUUCAUCUACUUGCAGAAAAGGCAACCUAAACAACUCGGACAAAAGAUGUACUGUUUUGAGUCUGAUGUUUUUUAAAGACAACAUUGUUUGCAUGCACCCAACUAAACCAAAUUAUUCAAAAAAUGUGUAUGCCAGUUUUUUUUUUUUUUUUUUUUUUUUUUC